Molecule: messenger RNA, 2405 nt
Organism: Anguilla anguilla (European eel)
Lineage: Eukaryota; Metazoa; Chordata; Actinopteri; Anguilliformes; Anguillidae
Product: PDZ domain-containing protein GIPC3-like
Exons: 7
Coding region: 1-1038 (345 amino acids)
Molecular function (GO): protein binding
Source: RefSeq, a predicted model, not a curated record
AUGAAUAAGAUCCCUCUCCUGAGGGGUGUCGGAUAUCCUGCGGGCUCUCAGGAGUCCCGGAAGAGCGCGGAAUCCAGGCAGAUGCAGGACGGAGGAUCCGCGGGCCUGCUGGCGACGGGUCCGGCGGGCGCGGGGGAGGAGGCCGUCCGCGAGGCCGUGCCGUCGGCGCCUCCGCUCCCCUCCUCCCCGGGAACGCCCGCCCGGACCCGGCCCAGGCUGGUGUUCCACACCCAGCUCGCUCACGGCAGCCACACGGGCACCAUCCACGGCUUCACCAACGUCAAGGAGCUGUACGUCAAGAUUGCAGAGGUGUUUCUCAUCUCGGCGUCAGAGAUCCUGUUCUGUACACUGAACACACAUAAGGCAGACAUGCAGAAACUGCUGGGGGGACAGAUCGGUCUCGAGGACUUCAUCUUCGCCCACGUGAGGGGGGAAACAAAGGAGGUGGAGGUCACCAAGACGGAGGAGGCGCUUGGCCUGACCAUCACAGACAACGGCGCAGGAUAUGCUUUCAUUAAGAGAAUCAAAGAGGGAAGUACCAUUGACAAGCUGAAGACAGUAUGUGUAGGCGACCACAUUGAGGCCAUCAACGAAUGCAGCAUCGUUGGGUGCAGGCACUAUGAGGUGGCCAAGAUGCUGAAGGAGCUGCCCAGAGGAGCACCCUUCACCCUCCGCCUGGUGGAGCCUAAGAAAGCCUUUGAUAUGAUUGGCCAGAGAACGAAGGCACCCAAAUCUGGUGAGGGAAAGAUGACGAGUGGGAGAGAGACCCUCCGCCUUCGAACCACGGGGGCUGCCACUGUACAGGAAGAGCCGGACGAGUUCGAGGAGAGAGCUGUGAAGACAGUGGAUGACCUGCUAGAGAGUUACAUGGGCAUCCGGGACCUGGAGUUGGCGGCCACUAUAGUGGAGGCAGGCAAAGACAAGAAGAACCCAGACGACUUUGCCCAGGCUCUGGAUUCGGUUCUGGGGGACUUUGCCUUCCCAGACGUGCUGUUGCUGGAUGUGUGGAGCGCCAUUGGGGAUGUGAAAAGUGGAUGAGUAGAGGUGACCACAUGCUCUAAAUCAUGGGGGUGGGGCAGGUCUCUAUCACACACAAUGUAUGCAUGUACUGUACAAUACUCUUUAACUUGCAAAAGGGCUUUAAUGGAUUUUCUAGUAGUAGCUUUCAGAAAUUACCUGACAAUCCACACCGGGAGGUCUGCUUCCCUUGGAAAUGAACAACUAACUUAAUUCGUGUUAAGGUCUGUGGUAGCAGUAUUAGUCUGAACAACAAAACAUCUCUAGUUAUCAUGAUGUUUGUAGUCUGAAAAUGCACUUUAUCCACUGCAAGAUAAGGCAUAAUGAUUAAAGAAAUAUGAUUUCCAGGGCUACACAAAUUGGAAAUUUAAGCCUUGGCUCUCGCACACCCGUAAACAAUAUAAAAUUUUCCUUAAAUGAUUUGCUUUCAUGGAACACCUCUGCUUUAUUGAAAUUCCCUGGAUGAUUUUCUGAUUUGCACAGUUAGCUCUGCAGCCCUUUGCUUUAACACCAAAUACCAUUGCUGCUGUAAACCACCAGAAAGAUUAUACAGCCAUGCACACAACCAAACCAAGUAUUCCAAAAGGGUUUAGAGCAUUGAUUUGCAUGUUUGCAUGACUAACAGAGACAAAUAAAAACAGAAUGUUAAUGCUUUAUCCAACCUCUUCUACUGUAUGCCAGUUUUAGAAGAAUGUUUUCCAAUUUGAUAUUCUGCAUAAUGUGUGAUUUUGUCUUUCCUGGAAUUCUUGAGUAUUCCAAUUAAUAUUGGGCUGCAUGUAACAUAGUCACUGAUUUCAGUGUUUUCAUGAGGAUUGCAAUUUAGCCUGUAAAUCUCACUGCUUCUAUGUCUACAAGUGCUAUGCCCUUCACAUUAAUCUGGAAAGUAUUAUUUAUUCCAUUGCUUCACUCAUGCAAUGUGAGAUCUGCAAUCAUUGUUUAAAAAAUACACAAAAGGGAGAAAUGUAACAUUUCAAUUGUUUCUUCAAUUGAAGGGCAAAGCAAAUUAGUGCUAAACAUAAGCUUUAAUUAUAAUUGUAAGCAGCUGGUUAAUUUACAUUGUUGUUGAUGUGGAAUAUGUCCUACAUAUAACCUAUGUAUUUACCCUUAUCCUGUCACUGUUAUUGCAUAUGUUUAUGUGUGCAGGUAAAUACUCCUGUUUGUUUUUUCAGUAAUAUAUUGUGGUUUAUUUUUAUAUAUUGCUAGUCAAAAAGUUAGGUGUUCAGUCAAAUGACAACAUGGUCUGGAUAUGGUACAGAAGAUAGAUGAGAGUUGUACAGGAAUAGCAUUGUUAGUUGUAUAUAUGAGGUGAUUAUACUCUAUAAGAAGAGCUGAAUGUUCAAGACACAUAUUUUCCAAUGCUGCAUUCUGACAAUUGCUAAUAAAUGUUA